Molecule: messenger RNA, 2367 nt
Organism: Yarrowia lipolytica CLIB122
Lineage: Eukaryota; Fungi; Ascomycota; Dipodascomycetes; Dipodascales
Biological process (GO): transcription initiation at RNA polymerase III promoter
Cellular component (GO): transcription factor TFIIIC complex
Molecular function (GO): histone acetyltransferase activity; protein binding
Source: RefSeq, a predicted model, not a curated record
AUGCUUCUGCUAUGCACAACACCUCCCAGUCGACAAAUUAUUCUCGUCACAUCAGACGCGAAAAACAACGGGGCUUUCAGACCUCAUCCGACCGUUACUGCAUCACCUAACCGACAUCCAAAUCGAAUUACAGUCGAUACAGACUCCCAGAUAAAUACGCGACACUUGCACACCAUGUUGAAAGACAUUCGUUUACCGAGAAUCCAACCCUCAGCAACUGGUGGAGCUCUGGCCUGGUCGGACGAUGGUGAUCUGAGUAUUGCUGCAGGAUCGGACGCGGUCGUUCUCAAUGUCAACGGACCCAUCACUUCGCGUGACGAUGAGAUUGACAGUGUGCGAGACCGAAACUGGGCCCAGUUCCCCGAAACCAACUUCACCAUCAACAAGUCUGACACCAUGGACGCCAUCCCCGUCACAGCUGGGGGCUCCACGUCGAUUCCGGGCAACCAGAUCCAGUACGGCUCCGGUGACCGGCACGUGGCUGAUAUUGCUUGGUCUCCAACAGGCCUCGGAAAGAUGCACGGUUGUCUCAUUGGUCUGCUCAAUACCACCCAUGAGCUGUUCAUCUACGACCACCGAGGCCAGGUGGAGAAGCACUCGUGGACUCUGUGCCACAACGUUGCUGAUGUGCUGUACAAACGCGUCAAAAAGGAGACUGGUGAGACUAACGGAGAAGACCAUCCUACAGUGGUGGAAGAGCCCACCAACGGAGACAGCUCCAUGAUUGACCAUGGCGAAGACACACCCAAGGGCUCACGUGCCGGAACGCCCAGCGUGCCUGGAAUUACCGAGCAGGAAUACACCCGCGAACAGUACUACAGUUUCCAGAUCCACAGCUUUGCAUGGUCGCCAACAAUCGAUAAAAACAAUUACGUCGCUGUGGGAACUGGUCGAGGCGAAAUCAUCGUGUUAUCUGUCGAAGCAAACGAUCUCAAGAUAGUAGCUUCUACUUUUACUCGUGACAGACAGAUUGUCAAACUCGCAUGGGACGCCACUCCAUAUGGAGGUAGUGCUCUGGUAGCUGUAACUGACGCUAACGAGGUCGUGAAGCUUACUUGGGAUAAUGAGAAGCAAGAGCUUGGCGAACCUUCCACCCUCAUCUCUUCUUCCCGAUUUGUGAUUGCUGCUAUGUCUUUUGUAAAUGGAACAGUCGCUGUCUCGCAACCACACAGACUCACUUGGGUGAGCCCAGAAGGAAAAAUUGAAUCACCUCUCUGGGGUGAUUCAAACACGGUGUCAGAUAUCGCUAUUCACGAUGACAAGGUCCUUAUUGUAACAUACAAGGGUGGAGUCGUCUACUGGAACCCUACUUCCAACACCAUGGAGCAACAGGAACAGACCAUGGCUCUGCUGAUGAAGCGUCUCACAACAGCUAAGGAAAACAAUGGAAGUUUGAACGGUGUUACACCAAGUUUCAAUACUCUUGAUUACGAGGCUGUCAUAUCUGGCGCUGCUAUCAGUCCUCAUGGCACAUUCCUUUCCAUCUUCUACGCUGUCACUCCCACCAACGUCCUCAAGUUCCCUAUUCCUUCUACCGUGGUCACACGUGUCGCAUUUGUACCUCUGAUUACUCCCACAUCGCUCUCUCAUGAUGCUGUUCCUUUGAGACCGUCGUCCAUGGCUGCUGGAGAAGCUAUGCAGAGCUCCCAGUGGGAGUUCCAAGUCUGGGGAAGAGUGGCCCAGAAGCUGUUCAAAGAUGAAGAUGGCCAGGCUGGUAUGGUGUUCAAGUCUAAUUAUCUUGAGCAUCUCGCCACUCAGUUCAACCUCUCUCCUUCCCAACAUAUUACCCAACACAUGGCCGAGACCAACGGCACUUUGGAAGAACUUCUGAAUUCCGUCUUCUUGUCAGAUGAGCUUGACAAGGCCAGAUUCUCUGCGUUCUAUGAUCUCACACUGAUCCCAGAGAUGCAGAAACUACUAUUCUCUCUUGUACUCUUCUACGUCAGCAAAAACUGGGAUAGCGUGUCGCCGAAGCUCUCAGGCUAUGACUUUGCCAUUCUCAGUGCUUUCACCGAGAUUGCAGGACAACAGGAACCUCCUAUCCCCCUUACACCUGAGCUGGGCAUGGUAACCGUGAAAACUGAUUUCAUCAGUGAGUCAUUCGAUAUGAAUGCUCAAGCACAGAACCUCGAGGUGGUCGUUUCUACAGAAGGACACACAUGGAAGCGAUGUGCACUCACCCAGCUGCCAAUUCUUAUCCUGGAUCCCCUAACACCAAGCUGGGGUCCAUCCAAGAUUCUCAACUGGAGAAGUUUGGAGCCCUCGACUCUAGGUUAUCUUACCAAGACUCUACUGGCCGUGUUCCCCCUGUGUCCUUACACAGGCACGCGAUACUAUGAGAAUGUCCCUCAGAUUUAUAACGAGUGA